AUCUGGCUGCCCACUGUAGAAGGAAGAAUGUUUCCUGUUGGACUAUAUGCUCUCUGGUCUGAUCCAGCAGGGCUCUUCUAAGGUUCUUAACACCGCAUUGCCAAGCCAACCUGCGUAGCAUCACAUUCUAGCUCUGCAUACAUUUCAUUACAGCUCUGCAUAUCACGCUGGGGCUGUGAGAAACGCAUACAGAUCACGGAAGCCACCCUCUGUCGGUGCAUGCCGGGAAUUAGUUCCAGCCCUUCCCCCUUUCUGCCCAAUACAGCAGGCGGAGUCAAAGGGGCUUGCAGGGCAGCGGCUGGGCCGUUUUGCAAGGAAGCGAGCGAGCGAGGUCGUCUCGUCGCUCACCGGAAUGCCGGCGCCGGCCUUCUGUUCCAGCUGCGGGGCGCACCGCGCCGCGCUCCGUCGGCCCAAGACGGGCCAGGCGCUGUGCCGGGAGUGCUUCGUGGCGGCUUUCGAGGCGGAGGUGCACGGCACCAUCGUGGCGGCGCGCCUCUUCCAGCCGGGCGAGACGGUGGCCAUCGGGGCGUCGGGCGGCAAGGACUCCACGGUGCUGGCGCACGUGCUGCGGCUACUGAACGAGCGCCACGGCUACGGCUUGCGCCUGCUGCUGCUCUCCGUGGACGAGGGCAUCACCGGCUACCGGGACGACUCGCUGGCCGCCGUGCGCCGCAACCGCGGCCGCCUGGGGCUGCCGCUGCACGUGGUCUCCUACCAGGAGCUCUACGGCUGGAGCAUGGACCUCAUCGCCCGCCACAUCGGCCCCAAGAACAACUGCACCUUCUGCGGCGUCUUUCGACGGCAGGCGCUCGACCGAGGCGCUGCCCUGCUCGGAGCCGACAAGAUCGCCACAGGCCACAAUGCCGAUGACGUCGCUGAGACGGUGCUGAUGAAUUUCCUGCGGGGAGAUGUUGGGCGCCUUAGGCGCUGUGCAGAAAUACUGACAGGAAGUGAGGGGCAGCUGCCACGGUGCAAGCCGUUAAAGCACACCUAUGAGAAGGAGAUUGUGCUGUACGCUUACUUCCAGGGCUUGGACUACUUCAGCACUGAGUGCGUGUAUGCACCCAAUGCCUACCGUGGCCAUGCCCGCACCCUGCUCAAAGACCUUGAAGCCACGCGGCCCAGCACGGUGGCCGACCUGGUGCACUCGGGCGAGCGGCUGGCGGUGCGCGAGGACGUCCGCAUGCCCACUCAGGGCACAUGCCAGCGAUGUGGGUACCUCUCCAGCCAGCUCCUCUGUAAAGCGUGUGUGCUACUAGAAGGGCUCAAUCGCGGUCUCCCUCGGCUGGGCAUUGGCAAGCCCAGCCGCCUCCAGAAGGCUUUGUUGGAUGGGGAGAAGGCGGAGGCCAGCUUGCGGGAAGAGGAAGGCCCUGGGCAGGCAACCCAAGGCCCAAGGACAAUAGACUUCUGAGCCUGUCUUCUUUCAUGUCUCCAUCUCGCAGGUGGUAAAAAGUGACAGGUUUUAUGUCUCUGCCAAUGAGCUGUGGAGUUUGGAGGUGGGGGAGGCGUAGCCCUCCAGAUGCGUCUGGAUUACAACAUCCAUUAUCCCUGACCAUUGGCCACGCUGGCUGGGGCUGAUGGGAGUUCAACUUGCCGCUUGCUAGAGACAAACAACAUCUGGAGGACCACAGGCUGUCUAUCCCUGGUGCAGAUGUUGCUGUUUGACAAUGAAAGGGAAAGUACAGUAAGCUCUACACCACCCUUCCUCAACUUGGUGCCCUCUGGAUGUUUUGGACUCCAACUCCCAUCAGCCCCAGUCAGCAUGGGCCGUGAUCAGGGAUGAUGGAGUCUGAAAGCAUGCGGAGGGCACCAGGUUGGGGAAGGCUGCUUUAUGCAGUGGGGGCUGCAUACUGGUGAGCGUGCAUACAGAUACAACAGGCACAAGCAUCUCCCUUGUGUUAGGGCUGUUUUCCGGCGAGGGAAUAGCCUUUCCCUUAUUGAUGGGGAGUAGCUGGGAGCUUUUUUGUCUCUUAAAAUAUAUUUUAAAGCAUAUUACACUUGAGUUUUGACCAUCA
Molecule: messenger RNA, 2015 nt
Organism: Rhineura floridana
Lineage: Eukaryota; Metazoa; Chordata; Lepidosauria; Squamata; Rhineuridae
Gene: CTU1
Product: cytosolic thiouridylase subunit 1
Exons: 2
Coding region: 353-1411 (352 amino acids)
Biological process (GO): tRNA wobble position uridine thiolation
Cellular component (GO): cytosolic tRNA wobble base thiouridylase complex; mitochondrion
Molecular function (GO): tRNA binding
Source: RefSeq, a predicted model, not a curated record